CCCUGUGAUGUCGAGGAUGCUUUAGCCAUAGAAGAAGAAAAGCCGGAAGUUAGCAAGGCUUUCCACACAGACGGGAGACGAACCGGACAACAACGACGAUCGAGUGCAAAUUGAGUUAAAAAAAAAAACCAUUGAAAAUGUUGAAAGAGUUGGUGAAAGAGCGACUAAUGGCGGCGGCUGAUGAAAUAUUCGCGCUGUUUGAAGUAACGAUAGCCUCGUACGAGAAUGAACUUUCUAGAACGAGACAGAAGGAGCGCCAUCGCCAACUGGAAGCAUAUAUUGAAGGCGCUCCCUGUGCGUACGCGUGGACAAGACAGGAUGUCCACCAGCUAUCUGGUGCUCCAGAAAGACAUCCCUCGUUGUCCACCUUGAAGCCGGAGGAUCCACAGCCCCCCCACAUUAAAGAGGAGGAGCAGGAGGAGCAGGAGGAAGAGGAGGAGGAGGAGGAGGAACAUUGGAUCACUCAAGAGGGAGAUUAUAUUCGAGAGCCGAAGGAAGCUGACUUCACCAAGAUGCCACUGACUGGUGUCUCUGUGAAGACUGAUGAAGACAAACCAACCGAGUCCUCACACCUUCAUCACAGUCCAAGUGAGGAGAACAGAGGGGCGGAGCCUUCAAGCAGCAGCUCAACACAACACAUGACAACUGAAGCUGACGGAGACCACUUUGGAGCUCCACUAUCAGAUAGUGAGGACAUGUCCCAAUCUAUGGAGGGUAAAGACUGGGACGACACCAAAGAAUCUUUGAGCGGCGAUACAGACUGUGAAGGUGAUAUGACGACUCAAACUAACAAACACUGUAAAAAAGAGGUGACUGGUAACAAAUCUCUGACGUGCUCAGAUUGUGCUAAGGUAUUUUCUCGUCUUAGUGUUUUUCUUCAACACAUGAGGAUACACACAGGAGAAAAACCCUUUCUUUGUUCAAUAUGUGGCGAAAGAUUUGCUCUGAUGUGGAAUAUGAAGGCGCACAUGAGAAUACACAAAAGGGAGAAACCCUUUAAAUGCUCAGUUUGUGGCCAAACAUUCGCUAUUAAGGCAAACAUGGUAUCACAUAUGAGAACGCACACGGGAGAAAAACCCUUUGUGUGCGUAGUUUGUGUUAAAACAUUUGCUCAUAAGGCAAAUUUGGUCUCACACAUGAGAACGCACACGGGAGAAAAACCCUUCAUGUGCUCAUUUUGUGCCAAAACGUUCUCUCAUAAGGCAAAUAUGGUUACACACAUGAGAACUCACACCGGAGAAAAACCCUACAAAUGCUCGGUUUGUAGUGACGCAUUCGCUCAAGGGUCCGCUUUAAACAGACACUUGAGAAUACACACAGGAGAAAAACCCUUCCAAUGCUCGGUUUGCGUGAAAACAUUCUCUAGUAAGACAAACAUGCUAACGCACAUGAAAACACACGCAAGCGAAAUGAUGCAUCUGCUCAAUGGUCCUCGACGUCACUUCCGUCAAAUCUCCUCGAAGAAAACGAAAGCAGAAGUUAGCAAGCUGACCACGGCCGAGGCGACCUUUUGUCGAGUAGAAAGAUUCAAAAUGUUGAAAGAGUUGAUCAGGGAGAGAUUAUUGGCGGCGGCCGAUGACAUUUUCGCGCUGUUUGAAAGAACGACUGCGUCGUACGAGGAGGAACUUUCUAGAACACGAGAGGAGAAGGAGCGACAUCGACAACAACUGGAAGCUGCUAGAAAUACUCCAAAUGUUUUAUAUUUUGAAGACAAGCAGCGGCCCCCCCACAUUAAAGAAGAAGAGGAGGAGUUCCAGCCCCCUGAGGAGGGAGAGUGUCUUCUCGAGCCAGAAGAGGCUGACCUGACUGUCGUCUCGAUGAAGGUUGAAGACGAUGAAGACCAACCACAAGCAUACAACCUCUUGGCUCCACUGUCGGUUGGUGACGACACAACGUCACACUCUCCUGAGGAUGAAGACAAGGACAACGCCCAAGACCCUUUGAGCAGCGACACAGACUGUAAAGGUGAUAUGAGGACUCACACUGACAACAAACACUCUGAAUGCUCGAAAACAAAAUGUUUGACCUGCUCAAUUUGUGCGAAAAACUUUUCUCUUAAGAGACAUUGGAUUGUACACAUGACAACACACACAGAAGAAAAACCUUUCAAUUGUUCCGCUUGUAGUAAAAGCUUUUCUAAUAAGCGCCAUUUAACCCGACACUUGCUGACACACACUGGAGAAAAACCCUUUAGAUGCUCAGUUUGCGGUAAAAGUUGCUCCCAGAAGACAAACAUGGCGUCACACAUGAGAACGCACACCGGAGAAAAACCUUUUAAAUGCUCAGUUUGCGACGAAAGCUUUUCUUAUAAGUGCAAUUUGACCCGCCACAUGCAUACGCACGCAGGAGAAAAAACGAUUAUUUCCCACGCUUGUGGGACACAAUUCUCUCAAAACGCAACAUCGCUACCGCACACGGGGGAGAAAACGUUCGCUUGCUCAGUUUGUGGCGAAAGCUUUUCUUAUAAGUGCAAUUUGACUCGACACAUGCACACGCACACAGGCGAGAAACCCUUUUGUUGCUCAAUAUGUGGCAAAAGAUUCACCCAGAAGGUAAAUAUGGUCUCACACAUGACAACGCACACAGGAGAAAAACCCUUUAGUUGUUUAGUUUGCGGCAAAAGUUAUUCGUAUAAGAAAAGUUUGACGGCUCACACGCUGACUCACAACAGAGACACAAAAGAUUGUCAAGUCUUAGAAGUGUAACGCUACAUUUGAGGAAGUGAGUACAACAGCAGUCUUAGAAGUGUAACGCUACAUUUGAGGAAGUGAGUACAACAGCAGUCUUAGAAGUGUAACGCUACAUUUGAGGAAGUGAGUACGACAGCAGAUUCCCUCAUGAGUUCCGAGUCAGCGUGCUGCUAGAAGUAUGAGCAUAUCGCUUUGUGGGUCGACUUGAAGAAAUUAAAACAGCAAUAACAUCACACACACACAAAAUAAAUACGCAUUUUUUAAUGUACACUAAAAUAUCUUAAUUUAUUCUUAUUUUGUACAUUAGUGAAAUUAUGUUUAUUCUUGUGAUCGUGUGAAGACGCCCUUUACCUAUAUAUUGCAUAUUGAUAUAUCAUUUUCUACUUAAUUAUGCAUCGGGUUAUAAAACGUGUUUGGCUAUAAAAAAAAUAAUAUUAUUUUAAAUAAAUAUAUAAACUAUUUUUCAAAAUAUAUUUAUUUUAUAUACUACUGUAAGUAUUUUGAACUUCUCCUUCAUUCAAGUUUUUAGACUAUUAGAACAGGAUGACGGCCAGCUUGUGUAACACGAAGGUAAUAAAAUGGACUAGAAGUUUGUAAAGGCCCGGUCAGUACCUCUCUUUGCACAGCAGAUGGCACCCUUGUAAUGUAAAGGCCAUAAAGAACAAUUUAUGACUAUUGAAACCCUAGGGGAGGGGCUAUACCUUCACCCAAUCAGAACAGCUGUUACUAUUUACUCUCUUUCUCUCCAUCUAACGCUAAAAGUGGAUGUAUUUUGCAUGUCGGAUGAGUUUUCUGGACUUUAUUCUCUAAAAUAAAACUCGCCCUGA
This is a messenger RNA of Entelurus aequoreus (snake pipefish), 3517 nucleotides long. RefSeq names its product zinc finger protein 568-like. The coding region runs from base 138 to 2705 and encodes 855 amino acids. The record is from RefSeq and is a predicted model, not a curated record. NCBI's taxonomy places the organism in Eukaryota, Metazoa, Chordata, Actinopteri, Syngnathiformes, Syngnathidae. Gene Ontology annotation, biological process: regulation of transcription by RNA polymerase II. Gene Ontology annotation, molecular function: RNA polymerase II cis-regulatory region sequence-specific DNA binding; DNA-binding transcription factor activity. The transcript is spliced from 5 exons.